GAACCCGUCUUUCGGAAGGGACGUAAAAUGAUUUGCGUUUGAAGAGGCUAAUAAAUACAGGGCAUUGGAGCAUAGGAUCCCUUUGUUCACCGACUAACUGUGCUUAAACUACAUCGCCAUGAAAAUUGUUCUUCUUCUUGCCUUUGUGGCAGCCGCCAGCGCGGCGUGGCUGUGCCCUAACGGUGACUCCGACUGUGAUCCCGGCCAAUGCUGUGUCAGGUCCCUCUUCGUCAACUCCUGCCAGUUCUUGGGGCGCUUGUACGACAACUGUAACAACGACGCCCUCGCCGUCACCGGAUACUGCCCCUGUGAGGACGGCUUGGUCUGUGUAGACUACGGCACCAGCUCCUUCUCAGACUUCUUCAGCGGGGACGGCUGGUGUGUCACCGCGCCCACCGCUUAAUACGACGCAUAACUGACCAA
Molecule: messenger RNA, 423 nt
Organism: Branchiostoma floridae (Florida lancelet)
Lineage: Eukaryota; Metazoa; Chordata; Leptocardii; Amphioxiformes; Branchiostomatidae
Product: U1-hexatoxin-Iw1a-like
Exons: 4
Coding region: 119-403 (94 amino acids)
Source: RefSeq, a predicted model, not a curated record